Diospyros lotus (date-plum) is the source of this 964-nucleotide messenger RNA. RefSeq lists its product as uncharacterized. The record is from RefSeq and is a predicted model, not a curated record. The transcript is spliced from 2 exons. The coding region runs from base 271 to 678 and encodes 135 amino acids. NCBI's taxonomy places the organism in Eukaryota, Viridiplantae, Streptophyta, Magnoliopsida, Ericales, Ebenaceae.
GCGAGACAGAGAGAGGGAGAGAAAGUGAAGGGUAUAACAGUCAAUUUAGCCUGUCAAUUCUAAAAUGCGCCGCAAAAUUUCAAAGGGGGGUGCGCAGCGGACACAAAAUUGCCGCUUGGUUCAAAUUAAUUACACGAAAGGCUCGUUCGUUGCGAAUUCGAACCUUCAAAUUGAAAACCCUAGAAAACCCCUCUAUCCCUCCCUUCAUCUCUCCUCGGAUAGCCGCAGAAUUAAUUUCAGAACCACCGAGAAUUGAAGCUGCGCCUGAAAAUGGCGAACCAAAUCCGCAGCCUCGGAUCCGAAGAAGAAGAUGAAGUCGAGAAGCUGGAGGCAGAUGUGAACCAAAUGGCACAGAAGAUACUAGAGUUCAGAACCACUCUACCAAGUCGGAUCAAGAACGCUCUCUCUUCGGAUCUCGUUGCUCAGAGGCCCGUCGCCCCGACGACGCAUAUCAAUUGUCAAGAAGCACCCACUCAAUCAGGUAAAGAGCCCUCACCAGUAGAACAAGAUCAAGACACCGCUGAGAAAGCACAAUUGCUUAAACAAAAGAUCUCGAAUAAUUUCUCCACCAUGCCUGUCCUUAUUGAAAGGAUGAAACGAUGCAUCUCGCGAUUUGAGAGCCUAGAAUCAUGUAAUGGCUCCAUCCAUCCUUCUUUUAAAAGGAAAAGGAAGGGUUAACUCGGUUCGUGAACAUAAUUUGCUAGACUUGUGUGCUAUUCUUCCUAGAAAAUAUAUUGUGUUGUGGAUCAAGGCUUCAAUCUGAUUGUGUGAUCCAUCCAUCCAGCUUCUGGAGCAAGGGUCUGACUCUAGCAGGAUCACAAGUUCCCGAAAUCAAAUCUGCAGUAGUGUACUGUAAUUACUUAAAACUGUAUUGUCUAGGUGUGUAACAUAAUGUCAUGUUGAUAGCAACCUGUGAUACAUUCUCUCUGAUGAAAUAUCAAGGCUGUUCAUCUUAGAUGGCUAA